Messenger RNA from Ruditapes philippinarum (Manila clam), 1883 nucleotides. Its product is annotated as AP-1 complex subunit beta-1-like. Gene Ontology annotation, molecular function: clathrin binding. Gene Ontology annotation, cellular component: membrane coat; clathrin adaptor complex. Gene Ontology annotation, biological process: vesicle-mediated transport; intracellular protein transport. The record is from RefSeq and is a predicted model, not a curated record. NCBI's taxonomy places the organism in Eukaryota, Metazoa, Mollusca, Bivalvia, Venerida, Veneridae.
GUGUCCGAUCAAAUUAAUAAGCAACCGGAAGUUCCAGCCCACCUCCUUUUAUAUUUUGGAAUAAGGGCAUAAAACUAAACAUUAAAGAUGACUGACUCAAAGUACUUCACCACCACCAAGAAAGGUGAGAUAUUUGAGUUGAAGGCGGAGUUAAACAGUGAUAAGAAGGAAAAGAAAAAGGAGGCUGUUAAGAAAGUCAUUGCUAGCAUGACAGUUGGAAAAGAUGUGAGUGCACUGUUCCCAGAUGUUGUAAAUUGUAUGCAGACAGACAAUCUGGAGUUGAAGAAACUGGUGUACCUAUAUCUGAUGAACUAUGCUAAAAGUCAACCUGAUAUGGCCAUUAUGGCUGUUAACACAUUUGUCAAGGACUGUGAGGAUUCUAACCCCCUGAUCCGGGCUUUAGCUGUCAGAACUAUGGGCUGUAUUAGAGUAGACAAGAUCACAGAGUAUUUGUGUGAACCUCUGAGAAAAUGCUUGAAGGAUGAAGAUCCGUAUGUGAGGAAGACAGCAGCUGUAUGUGUAGCUAAACUUCAUGAUAUAAAUGCACAGCUUGUGGAGGAUCAGGGAUUCUUAGAUCUUCUCAAGGACCUUCUGUCAGAUUCCAACCCUAUGGUGGUUGCCAAUGCUGUUGCAGCUAUAUCUGAGAUUAUGGAUGCUUCCCCUAAUGCUGCCCAGGUGUUAGAGAUGAACUCGGGAACCAUCAAUAAACUUCUUACUGCUCUUAAUGAAUGUACCGAGUGGGGUCAGGUAUUUAUUCUGGAUUCAAUCUCAAACUAUACACCUAAAGAUGAGAGGGAGGCACAGAGUAUUUGUGAGAGAGUCACACCACGAUUGGCCCAUGCUAAUGCAGCCGUGGUGCUCUCUGCUGUCAAGGUUGUGAUGAAGCUGAUGGAAAUGUUGGACACUUCAGGCGAUUAUGUGUCAUCACUGGUGAAGAAAUUAGCCCCGCCACUUGUCACACUGCUCUCAGCCGAGCCAGAAAUACAAUAUGUAGCUCUGAGGAAUAUCAACUUGAUUGUUCAGAAGAGGUCAGACAUCUUGAAGAACGAGAUGAAAGUAUUCUUUGUAAAGUAUAAUGAUCCUAUAUACGUGAAGCUGGAGAAACUCGAUAUCAUGAUACGACUAACCAGUCAGUCUAACAUCGCACAGGUCCUUGCUGAACUUAAAGAAUAUGCCACAGAAGUUGAUGUAGAUUUUGUACGUAAGUCUGUUCGAGCUAUUGGUCGCUGUGCCAUCAAGGUAGAGCCUGCGGCAGAGAGGUGUGUUAGCACAUUGUUAGAUCUUAUACAGACCAAGGUCAACUACGUUGUACAGGAGGCUAUUGUUGUUAUCAAGGAUAUAUUCCGUAAAUACCCAAAUAAGUAUGAAAGCAUAAUUGCAACACUGUGUGAGAACUUGGACACUCUUGAUGAGCCAGAAGCUCGCGCCUCAAUGAUCUGGAUCAUUGGAGAGUAUGCUGAACGUAUUGACAAUGCUGAUGAACUUCUCGAAAGUUUCCUCGAGGGAUUCCAGGAUGAGAACACGCAGGUUCAACUACAACUGUUGACAGCAAUCGUGAAACUGUUUUUGAAGAGGCCUACAGACACACAGGAGCUUGUUCAGCAAGUACUUAGUCUGUCCACACAGGACAGUGACAAUCCUGACUUGCGUGACAGAGGAUACAUAUACUGGAGAUUGCUGUCGACAGAUCCUGCUGCUGCAAAGGAAGUUGUCCUUGCUGAGAAGCCUCUAAUCUCGGAGGAGACCGACCUGAUUGAGCCGACGUUGCUGGAUGAACUGAUAUGUCAUAUCUCAAGUCUCGCAUCUGUCUACCAUAAACCUCCUAAUGCUUUUGUUGAAGGACGUGGCGGUCAAAGACGUGUCUUACCAGCUAAAUCUCAACA